Molecule: messenger RNA, 4662 nt
Organism: Hyaloperonospora brassicae
Lineage: Eukaryota; Oomycota; Peronosporomycetes; Peronosporales; Peronosporaceae
Source: the annotation of a GenBank genome assembly
AUGAUUUCGGACGUGGCGCACGUCGAGUGCAUGCGGCUGCUGGAGCUGCUGACGAACGCGCGCGUGCAGGAGAGCUGGUCCUGGGUGUUCAUGACGCCCGUGGACAUUCCUGGCUACCACGAGGUGAUCAAGCGGCCCAUGGACCUGGGCACGAUCAAGAAGAACUUGGGCGCUAAGCCGUCGCGCUGCCGCUUCAAGUCGCACGAGAAGUUCGCGCGGGACGUGCGGCUCGUGUUCCACAAUGCGCUCGUGUACAAUAAGGACGACCAGGACGUCAAGGGGUCGGUCUACGCGGCCGCGCAGCACCUUUUGCGCGUGUUUGAGACGGCGUAUACCAAAGCAAUCGACAGCGUGUUGAGCGCCGACGACGCGAAAGUUGCAGCGGAGAAAGAGACACAUCGAGACACGAAGGAGAAGAAAAAGAAGAAGAAGACAAAGGAGGAGGAGGCUGGAGGCGAGGCGAGUGCCGACGAGAAGGAGAAGCGGAACGCGUUGUCGUCGACCGCUGACCACCGCCAAAGUAGCAGCAGUAGUAGCGGUAUCAGCACUACCAUUACGCGUCUAGAAGGGAAAGAAGAGGGAAAAGAUGGGGGACGAGGAGACGAAAGAGACGAUGGCGAGAGCAGCAGCAAACACCGGCACAAACACAGCAAGAAGGACAAGAAGGCAAAGAAAAAGUCCAAGAAAAAGAGCAAAGACAGGGACAAGGAUCGACACUCAAGUUCUCGCUCCGGGGAGAGCAAGAAGAAGUCGCAUCGAAGCGACCACGUGAAUGAAAGUACAGCACCUCGUGGCGCCGGAUCGGAAAGCGCUGUGGAAGGAGGUGCGUUGGCAGUGUCCAGAACGAUUGAUGCGACGCCCCUAGCCACGAGUGGUUCAGUUGUCCCUCUGAGCAGUAGUCUAGCGGCGAAGCAAGAGUCUGUUGUAGACCGUGCUCUUGAAAACAAAAUGUCGGACUCGGAGGUGGCAGUGUGCCUCGCACUGAUCACGAAGUUGAUCAAGUAUAAGGAGGGGAACAUCAGUCCUGCAGCCCCGUUUCUCCAGCCGGUGGACGUGACACAUUUCCCAGACUAUCGCAUCAAAGUUCCGAACCGAAUGCAUCUGUAUGGAGUCCAAAAGAAACUUCGCAGUGGGAGCUACAGUACCAUCGAUGCGUUUGCAUACGACAUGCGUCUGAUUUUUGCGAACUGUUUGGUGUACAAUAGCGACGUGAUCUUGAGCAAGGUGAUGCGGAAUCAUGCAGUAACUCUGAUGAAGCUGUUUGAGGGUCUGUUUGCGAAAAUUGGUGGAUCAUGGCCGGGCAUCCCAGAGCGAUGGAAGUGUCACCAGAUCAUUCACGACAUUCUUGCGCAUCGCACGGAUGGUCAGGAAACUGCACAGUGGUUCAAGUAUCCCAUCGAGGCUUACUAUGACUCUCCCGACCAGAUCCCGUACAACUACUACGAGACGGUCAAGGAACCGAUGGAUAUUGGCUCGGUGUCGUCAAAAUUGCACCUGGGCAAGUACAGGCACGUUUCCGAAUUUGUAGCGGGCUUGAAGCUAGUUUUCGAUAACUGCAUUCGCUACUGGAAGCCUGAUCCACAAGGGCAGACGUACUGCAAGUCUGCGGAGACUUUACUAGAGGUGCUGCACACGCGAAGGGCUAUACUCAAUGCGUCGUCGAGCAACGCCGGAUCGUCCAGAGAAAAGCACCACUCUUCGUCUACAUCGUCGGCAAAGACCAGGACUGUCUCUGCUAGUCCACAUUCUUCGUCUGCACAACAACCGUCGGCAGUCAUGACCAGCGUGCCCGGUCGUGAGCGUGAACCGACCACGAAGAAGGCAUCGUCGUCUUCAAAGUCCUCAAAGACGUCGAAGUCAUCGAAGUCUCGUGAUUCGAGCGGUGGGUUGCCCGAAAAGGGCGUAUGCUUAGGAAUCAUGAAACAACUACGAGGCCACAAGAUGAAGGGCUACGGUGGAAUCGAAAUCAAGACGGCUGGCCCUUUUUUGACUGCUGUGGAUACGACGAAGUAUCCUGAUUAUCUCGCGAUUGUCUCGGAACCUAUGGAUUUUGCCAAGAUUGAGCGCAAACUGAAGAGCGAUCGGUACGGCAGCGUCGACGAAUUUAGCGCUGACGUGCAUUUGAUAUUUUCGAACUGCCACAAGUACAACAGUGAUCCGGUGGAAGGUGCUGACAUUCGGGCAAUGGCCACGAACCUACGCACGCAUUUCGUGAAGCUUUACAACGAAAAGCUGGGUCCUCUCGAUGGCAUGGUAAAUGGAUCGAUUGAUUCGCCGACAUUUUUAGUCCAGACCCCAACAGUUCCGUCAUUCCCAGCUGCACCGGCUCCGAAGCCAGCAGUGUCAACGGGAGCUAUUGACGCGAACGCAUGUACUGCCACGACUGGGAAGGGGUCUUCCUCGCUUCAGAAAGCAAUUAAAAGGUCUCCUAGCAAGGACUUGACAUCGACUCCAUCAGUGGCGUCUUCCAGCAGCGCGAGUCCUACUCGGGAACCAAAGAAGGACAAAUCAUCCACUCGCAGCAAAAACGUGGCCAAGGUGGAUUGUGCUGUUGUCACACAAGCACAACCAGUUGUUUUGCUGAAGCCGAUGAUUCAAGAAGAACCAGAGCCCGCCGCUAUCUCGGAAAGCUAUUCAUCUGCUACGACUAAGGAAGUGUUCUGUGGUAGCUCCAAUGCAGCAGGUCUCACUCCCGAGGAAGCUAAGAGGUUGCGCAAAGAGAUGAAAGAGAAGAGAAAAAGAGAGAAGAGGGAAAAGAAGGAGAAGAAAAAAAGGGACAAGGAGAAAAAGCGCGAGAGAAAGGAGAAGAGCAAGCUGUUGAGCUCCGUCCCACAGGAGAGGGCAUUGCCCGCUAACAAGACAGGCUCGACAGCAGCAGGUGUUCCACCUCCUCUGGCCACAGCUACAGCAGCAGAACAUGCCCCGCCUGUUGCUAGGUCUGCCACUCCUGCUGGGGUAGCCGCCGCGACCGCUCCGGUAGCGAUUGCUUCGAAGCGAGGUUUGGCAGAGCUUCAUGGUACGGCCAGUUCGGUACCGAGCAAAAAGAGCAAGAAACACAGGAAGUCAGACCUGUCUUCAUGGGAGACUCCCUGUGAGCGCGUGCUGAAUCGCUUGGGCAAGAUCGAGCAAGUGAUGAAGUUACACUUCAACCACCCUCUGCUGGAGGUGUUCCCACAACUCACCAGCGAGUACACGGCUCUGAUCAAAGAGCCAAUGGACUUGCGGACGCUGCGCGAACAGCUGCAUUCUCAUGCACUAACUCCGGCUGAGUUUUUGCGCAAAGGUCGCCUUACUUUUCAGAAUGCUGUCAAGUUCAACUGUGCUGAUGAUCCAGCUUCGAUUCAGGUGCGCAACAUGUCGACGCAUCUGCUGUGGUACUUUGAUUCGCUGUGCGCCGAGCUGCAGAUUCAUCCGGCACCAGGAGAGCAGAGUCGUGCAAAGCGUGAUGAGCUAAGGCGUGAGCGUGCAGAGUUCGUGAAUACCGUGCCGGUUGAGCUCAAGGCCAAAGAGUGCCAAAAGCUGCUCCGGGUCCUCAACAGUCAGAAACACGACAAGAAUUGCUGGCCGUUUCGGAAGUCUGUUCGCGUGCUGUUUCCAUCCUUGUCGCCGGACUAUUUCGACAUCGUCAAGACUCCUAUGGAUUUGUCUACCAUUGCGGGGAAGCUGAAUGAGUUUGAGUAUAAGGUGCACGGCGAGUUCAUUCGAGACGUGCGGCUGACAUUCGAGAAUGCCAUGGUGUACAACCGUGCUGACAAGGAUCGCGAAGGAUGGAGCGUGUAUACAGCAGCUUCGCAUAUGCUAGCAGUGGUGGAAGAUCUAUGGGGAGACGUGACGCUGGAGGUGACGGAGAAGGCUCGUCGUCGUGAAUUGUUGCGUAAGGAGCGCAUGAAUGAGUCGAAGCGAAGACGGACUGAUGUCUCUGAAGUCAUUGGCGACCGUGAGAACAGCGUUCACAAACACGACCGUCACUCGACUGGCGCGAGCGAGCCCGGACACAAACUCAGUAAGCACCACCACGAGCCGAGCGGACAUCGAGUAGAAGAAGGUGCUGGUGCUGCAUCUGUAGCUGCUGGUACAGCGUCGAGAGUGUCGCCUUCGCCACCCGCAAAGAGCACGGGCUUUGCAACUCCUGGUGCCACCGGACAUUCUGUCGUCGGCACGAUAGUUGUCGGUAACGGAAGUGGCUCGCGCGAUGACAACGGCGGUCCGGACGCGACCGCCACCCGAGUCAAGUUGCAACUGAUGCCGAACAGGCCGAACAUGGAGCGCAUGAACAAGCAGGAGCGCAAGGCCGAAGAAAAGAGGCGGAAGCGGGCUCGACGUGAAGAGGAAAUGGCACGGACAGAGAAGAGGCGUCGAACCGCUGUAGCAGCCACCGACGACGCAUUGCGCGAGGCUGAGAUCCGUAGUCGUCGCAAGCAGCUGAAGUUGGAAAUGGCCGAGGCAGUACGUCUGCGUGAAGAACGUGAACGCCGCCUCGCGGAAGAGGAAGCUGAACGGGUCCGUCGGCAACAGAUGAAGCUCAACGCUGCUGCUUGGACAGGUGUCUUGGUGCCAGCUGCGGGUACUGCUGCAUCGCGUAAACGAUCAGGUUUCUGGGCCAAGAAGCACGCAAAGCUGCAGAUACCUCAGGCUUUCCAGCCUCCGGCUAUCAAUGCUUAG